Molecule: messenger RNA, 2642 nt
Organism: Coniophora puteana RWD-64-598 SS2
Lineage: Eukaryota; Fungi; Basidiomycota; Agaricomycetes; Boletales; Coniophoraceae
Product: glycoside hydrolase family 92 protein
Exons: 24
Coding region: 168-2594 (808 amino acids)
Biological process (GO): protein quality control for misfolded or incompletely synthesized proteins; protein deglycosylation; glycoprotein catabolic process
Cellular component (GO): nucleus; cytosol
Molecular function (GO): peptide-N4-(N-acetyl-beta-glucosaminyl)asparagine amidase activity; carbohydrate binding
Source: RefSeq, a predicted model, not a curated record
GCUACCCGCCUGACCGAUCCACCUGACUGUAGAUUUGUUCCUAUCUAUUUCGGUCCCACUUUCGACGCUUGAUCACCGCCGCUCUAUGGAACUGAUGGACAAGGCCGGAGUACAAAAGCCCACCACGACUCCGGUUCGCUCUGCUCUGACCGAAGCAUCACCCAGCCAUGGCUCGCUUCGUCGCGCUGUGCUCCGCCCUUGCGCUCUUGGUACAGUUUUCCCAGUGCGCGUCGAAUGCAACAAAUUCAACGAUCUCUGAUCCGUCGAGCUAUGUUAACGUCUUCAUUGGUACGACAAAUGGAGGACAUGUCUUCCCAGGCGCGACCUUGCCACACGGACUGAUCAAAGCUGGAAUGGAUACGGACUCUCCGGGGAAUCAAGCUGGUUAUGACGCGAACGCGACUUACAACGCGACGGGAUUUUCUCAGCUUCACGACGAAGGCACAGGAGGAGGUGUAUCGUUGUCAAACUUCAAGCUCUUCCCUCUCCCGAACUGCACCGACUUUAGAGCUUGUCCGACGUCAAUGGACUCAAGAAAGACACUUCGCGUUGUUCUUCCUGAUGGCACCCCAGACGAUGCGGGCUCUCCCGGUUACUUUGCUUCCAAUCUAUCAACUGGUAUCCGAGUGGAAUUGACAGCUGCAAGCCGCGCCGCGCUGCAUCGCUAUACAUUCCCAGCUUCAUCGACUCUUCCUCGGAUGAUCGUGGAUAUCACAAAUGAUGGCUUGAACAGUAACACAGAACCCGUCAUCUCUGUGGACCCGACUUCUGGUCGCGUCGUAGGUGGCGCCAGCUUUGCGGGAUCAUUCGGUCCUGGGAGAUACAGUGUCUACACUUGCGUCGACUUCAAAGGAGAAGGAUUUGACUUAGGUUCUCCCGUAGAAUAUGGAGUAUAUAUUACGGACGAGCCAACACAGUACAGCACGACAUUUACGCAACUCUAUUCUGGUUUCGACUCGGAGAUGGGUGCCCUGCUCGGUUUCUCGCCUUCGUCUGACAGCUCCGAUGGAACGACGACCAUCCUGGCACGGGUUGGCGUGUCGUUCAUCUCCACCGACCAAGCCUGCUCGAAUGCCGAGACCGAUAUUCCUGAGUGGGACUUUGAGGGAGUGGUCACGAACGCUCGCGACACAUGGAACGAACUCCUAGGCAGAAUCCAGGUGGAUACUACUGGUGUCGACGAUGAGAUUACGGAGCUGUUUUACUCUUCGUUUUACCGCACGCACCUUGUCCCCGCUAAUUAUACCGGCGAGAACCCAAAGUGGGAGUCAACAGAACCUUACUAUGAUUCGUUCUACUGCAACUGGGACACGUUCCGCAACCUUUAUCCUUUGUACUCAUUGCAUGACCCGGAACGCUUCGCUGAGAUUGUCCGAGGGAUGAUCAACAUCCAGCAACACGAGGGAUGGCUUCCCGAGUGCCGGGGCGCCACCGUUCAACAGUACAUUCAGGGUGGAAGUGAUGCUGAUCCAAUUUUGGGAGAAUUCUUCGUCAAGUAUCAUGGGCAAGCCGCCUCCCUCGGGGUGUCCUCCGACAACUUGUUCCAAGCUUUGCUCGUUGAUGGCGAGAAUACAUCUACAAUCUGGAACCUCCAGGGUCGCCUGAACACUGCUUGGAAGCAGUAUAAUUUCAUCCCUUCGGACCUUUACGCCCCUGGAGGCGCGGCAACGAAGCAGGUGUCCCGGACUAUAGAGAGUGCAUUUGAUGAUUUCGCCAUUGCUCAAGUCGCCAAGAUCUUGAACCAGACAGACAUUGCCAACGAGUACUACUCUCGUGCCGGCUACUAUGUCAACGUCUGGAACGAGAAUGUCACGUUGCCCGGGGAUGACACGGUAAAGGGCAUGAUGCAGCCUCGGUUCAUGAAUGGAACAUUUAACUACACUGACCCCCGUCAUUGCAGCGUGAACGACCCGACACAAGCGACUUGUUAUUUGGAUGCUACCAAUCACGACGGCUUCUACGAGUCGUCACCUAUGGUUUACUCGCUGUUCGUUCCCCAUGACACGGCAAAACUCAUCGAACUCGCCGGUGGAAACGAGUCAUUCGUUCAUAGGCUCAACGUCAUGUUCGAGCAGCACUUCUUCGACAUUUCGGAUGAGCCCUCGAUGCAAAUCCCGUUCAUGUACCACUAUGUCAACCAACCAGGGCUUAGCGUCCAGCAAGCCCGAGAGACGAUGGCUGACAACUUCAACACGACUGUGAUAGGUAUUCCUGGAAACGACGAUUCUGGUGUCAUGGGCAGUUUCGCCGCCUUCGUACUGCUCGGGAUGUAUCCCGUUCCCGCAACGCAGCAAUACUUGCUCGUCUCUCCGUACUUCCCCCAGGUCUCGUUCUACAACCCCGCCUUCAACUCAACCACGACGAUCAAGGCGACCAAUUUCCAGGGGAACCCUGCGAACGGCACCGGAGGAACAGUAUACAUUCAGAACGUCACGGUGAAUGGCCAGCCAUACAAGUCGAAUUGCUACCUCGACUGGGAUGUCUUCCAGUCGGGCUCCACUGUUGAACUGACGCUCACCGACGAUGCCAGUGUGGCGUGCGGCGACACCGCUGAUGCGCUCCCUCCUUCGCUGUCCACAGGAGGAUUCGCCUAAAGACAACUCAAUGCUAGAUUGCUGAAGCGCUGAUGUUGUUGUAUUUCC